Molecule: messenger RNA, 1877 nt
Organism: Ruditapes philippinarum (Manila clam)
Lineage: Eukaryota; Metazoa; Mollusca; Bivalvia; Venerida; Veneridae
Product: beta-1,3-galactosyl-O-glycosyl-glycoprotein beta-1,6-N-acetylglucosaminyltransferase-like
Exons: 3
Coding region: 420-1787 (455 amino acids)
Cellular component (GO): membrane
Molecular function (GO): acetylglucosaminyltransferase activity
Source: RefSeq, a predicted model, not a curated record
UUUGAAUGUUAAAAACAAAAUGUUUAGGGUCUGGAUAAUGUUAUGAACGAAAAAAGUUAAAUAAUGUUGCUUUCGACAAAAUAAAUGUUGAAUCAAUAUAUAUAGCAAACAAGAGUUCAGCAUAGGAAUGUUUUUUCGAAUCUUACGGGAGAUAAAGAAAAUAACUGCACAUGGUGCCUAGAUAAGAAAUUAGCAACAUGGAAUUAUGAAUAUUGGGUUUAUAAAUAGAAUAUGUCACGUGUAUACAGCCGCUGGAUGCGAAAUGGAAACAUAUUUUAGAAAGACGUGCAUCAAGAAUAUUUCAUGUAGUCAGAGUGAUAUUGUAAAGGAAAUGGAGUGCCGUUAAAGUCUUACGUAAUAUCAGGUAGAUCUAUAUAAAAAAGAUAUCUGAAGAUAACGUAGCGGUUGUGAGUGACGUCAUGAGGUUUUUACGGAUCAAAUUCGUGAGAUACUUCACCUACGUGUCCUUGAUAAUGUGCCUGUCCCUUGUCUUCUCCCAUAUGUGGCUUGAAAAGUCAACCCAAAGUGUAUUCUACGAUGGACCCAUAAUGUUUACGAAUAAAAAGCAAACUUCACAACGAUCUCAAACUGCACAGUAUUUGACAGACCCACAACUUAACCCGGUUCUUAGAACAUUUAACUGUGAUAAACUAUUCAAGGGCGACAACUCAGAGAUAAAUCGUGCCAGUGAUUACCUUAGAAAUGUCCGGCAUUUUAAAAACCGUGAAGACGAUGAAUUUAGAGUGUUGUCGCUAAACUGUGAAGAAUACAAGAAAUCCCGAGGAUUCUUUGCUGCUCCAGUUACAAAAUUAGAGCAGGAUUUCCCUAUUGCAUACAAUAUUUUGUUUCAUAGAAAUAUUGAACAGUUUGAACGACUUUUGCGUGCAAUAUAUAGACCACAGAACCAGUAUUGUAUACAUGUUGAUAAGAAAACGCCAGACGACGUUUUAGAAACAAUGACACUGUUAACUGGCUGUUUUGACAAUGUGUUCAUAGCAUCUAAACUUGAAUAUAUCAUAUACGCAAGUUAUACGCGAUUAGUUGCAGAUAUUAAUUGUAUGAAAGAUCACAUAGAACGAAACUUUGAAUGGAAAUAUCUACUCAAUAUGGCCGCCAGCGAGUUCCCUAUUAUGACGAAUUUACAAACAGUUCAAAUAUUGAAUGAAUUUGACGGAGCUAAUGAUAUACACGAAGUAUUCAUUGAUAUAGACAAUCAAAGGUUUAAACAAAAACAUUUUACUUACAUCGAUAUGAAGAGUAAAUCUGGAUACAUCAUACAUACGAAAAAGGCAAAAGAAGAUCCGCCGUACGGCUUAAAAAUUACAAAGGGCAAUGCGUAUAAUGUCUUCAGCCGGGCAUUUGUUGAGUUUGUCCUCGAGGACGAGAGAGCUCGGGCUUUGCUAGCAUGGUCGACUGAUACGUUAACUCCCGACGAACAUUACUGGGCAACUUUGAAUAAUCUGUACAGUAACCCAUUUCUUGAAACACCUGGUGGUUUUAAAGGUAAUCCUGACAAGAAGCCGUUCUCCGGGCGUUAUAUUGGGUGGAAAGCCACUACAUUAUUGUCAAGAUGCAAAGAAAAACAUUACGUGCAUAACGUCUGUGUGUUCAGUGCCCUUGACCUUCCAGCAUUAAAAGACAGAUAUGAACUCAUUGCUGAUAAGUUUGACAUUGAAUAUGACCCGAUUGCUUAUAUGUGUAUGGAAGAAUGGAUUCAAAAUAAAACGCUUAAUCAAGAAGGCGUUAGAUAUGUAAAAAGAUACAAGAAAUUUGCAAUAGCUAGAUAAUCUUUAUUUAUUUAAUGUUACUCUUUCAGAUUUAUAUUUUUAAGGCGACUUACAUUGAAAUAAAAAUUAAAAAGAAAAAAUAACGAAUUU